GUGCAGGAGUUACGUGAUAAAGCUGAUGCCUACAGGAAAAGGGCCUGGGGAACUCAUUUUUCUCGGCAGCACCUGAAUCAGAUCCUGUCGAACCACAACUGGAUGUGGGAGCCUUCCAGUGGCACCUCGUCCUCAUCCUCCAUUGAAUCUGAGGCCUGCAGUAGUAGCACCCCUAUCAUCGAGGCUCUGGACCUGGCCAGGGCUGGCAGUGUCAGGGGAAGCUCUAGCCCUGGGCCUUCUGCUUCUGUGGCAGCCAGCAGGAGAAGCUCUCCUGGGGAUGCUCGUCUUCAUGAAGACCCCACCCUCCCUGUGCAGAGGAAGUUGGCCUGGGAUGAAGAAGAGGGACUUGGAGAGAGAAAUGAGUCAGAGAUUUCAGUUGAAAAAAAUGAGGGGAAUCCAAAAGAUACGCAUGGGGACAUGAAGGAGAGAAAUGAAAGGUUGCACGCGUUGGAAACUGAGUCAUCAUCAGUGGUGGACGGGUCUGGAGAUUCCAUUAACAGGGGCAGACUGCCAACCCCCAAACUCAGGACCAUGCAGACUGUACAAAGAACACACCAUGAUCGGACCACUCCAGGAGGAGCUUUGCUGGUCUCUCCUCUGAAUAUCAAACAUUCCUCCAGGAGAGUUAGGAGGCGUGAGCCACCUUUAGGAAAACCUCACUCUCCUUACAAACAUAUAGAUGGCUCUCCACAGCAGCCACACAGUAAGGUUGAGAGUAGAAGCUUGCCACGUUCCUCGCCAGCCGCUGGCCUGACAACCGUAGAUCCACUUCCCAUGCGAGAAGAUGCCUGGUCUGAUGAGGAGGCGGCAGACUACUCCACCAAUCCAAGACAACCCAAGCCAUCGCAAAUACAACAGACCAGCCACCGUCACAAAGCUGCUAUCCCUCCACCUGCCAACAGGAUCCAGGGCACAAUGAGAAACCCGGAAUUUCAGCAUAAUG
Sinocyclocheilus grahami is the source of this 943-nucleotide messenger RNA. RefSeq names its product nuclear protein MDM1-like. Gene Ontology annotation, biological process: negative regulation of centriole replication. The annotation marks the transcript as partial. Gene Ontology annotation, molecular function: microtubule binding. The record is from RefSeq and is a predicted model, not a curated record. Lineage: Eukaryota; Metazoa; Chordata; Actinopteri; Cypriniformes; Cyprinidae. The transcript is spliced from 5 exons.